AUGCCUUCCAGCAAUUCUUAUUCUUUUAAACAGCUUAGUCUGUUUGGUGUUUAUAUUCAGAACAAGCACCGUUCCGACCUAGGAUCCAUCAAAUACGUUGACAGAAAAGAGAUAUGGGUUUUUAAAGCUGAAGAGAAUGAGAGAUUUCACCCGAGAAAAAUUGAUUAUUUAUUGCCAUUUGAAGUUAAACCAUAG
This is a messenger RNA of Vairimorpha ceranae, 195 nucleotides long. RefSeq lists its product as hypothetical. The record is from RefSeq and is a predicted model, not a curated record. Bases 1 to 195 code for a protein of 64 amino acids. The transcript has a single exon. Lineage: Eukaryota; Fungi; Microsporidia; Nosematidae.